AUAAGUCCCCGGCUCGGCGGCACACCACGGGCACCGCCGCAUCGCAUCGAGUCGAGUCGCUGCUCCUGCUCCUCCCCAGCUCCCCGAAUCCGGCGACGCCAUGGCCGGCACGUGCGCCCACGUCGAGUUCCUCCGCGCGCAGCCGGCUUGGGCGCUGGCGCUGGCCGCCGUGGGCCUCCUCGUGGCCGCCUGCGCCGCCACCCGCCUCGCGCUCUGGGUCUACGCCGCGUUCCUCCGCCCCGGCAAGCCCCUCCGCCGCCGCUACGGCGCCUGGGCCGUCGUCACCGGCGCCACCGACGGCAUCGGCCGCGCCAUCGCGUUCCGCUUCGCCGCGGCCGGGCUCGGGCUCGUCCUCGUCGGCCGCAACCCGGAGAAGCUGGCCGCCGUGGCCGCCGAGAUCAAGGCCAAGCACCCCAAGGUCCCCGAGGUGCGCACCUUCGUGCUCGACUUCGCCGCCGAGGGGCUCGCCGCGGGCGUCGAGGCGCUCAAGGAGGCCAUCCGGGGCCUCGACGUGGGGGUGCUCGUCAACAACGCCGGGCUGUCCUACCCGUACGCGCGCUACUUCCACGAGGUGGACGAGGAGCUGAUGCGCAGCCUGAUCCGGGUCAACGUCGAGGGCGUCACGCGGGUCACCCACGCCGUGCUCCCCGGCAUGGUCGAGAGGAAGCGCGGCGCCAUCGUCAACAUCGGCUCCGGCUCCGCUUCCGUCAUACCCUCUGAUCCGAUGUACUCCGUCUACGCCGCCACCAAAGCGUAUGUCGACCAAUUCUCAAGAUGUCUUUAUGUUGAAUACAAGAGCAAGGGUAUUGAUGUGCAGUGCCAGGUGCCCUUGUAUGUGGCGACAAAGAUGGCAUCUAUCAAGAAAUCCUCCUUCAUGGUUCCAUCUGCGGACACCUACGCUCGUGCUGCUGUUCGUCACAUUGGCUACGAGCCUAGGUGCACGCCAUACUGGCCACACUCCGUCAUGUGGUUCUUGAUCUCCAUUCUUCCCGAGUCCUUCAUCGACAGCUUGCGCCUGGGUAUGUGCAUCAAGAUCCGCAAGAAGGGGCUAGCCAAGGACGCCAAGAAGAAGUCCCUGUGAUAUUCCAGAUAUUUACUGAACGCAAGUCGUGAUUCACACUGUUUCUUCAUCACCUUUAGUGGGCAUGUGCUUCUAGCUUCGCUGUGGUCACUUCAUUUAGCUAUCAUUACUUUCUAAAUCUGUUAAAAAUGAGAAUAUCGUUGUUCCUUACACAGUUGUGAAGCGAAAACAUGUGGUUCUUCAUUUCAGAAUGUAACACUAAUGAGGUUAAAGAUGGAAUUGGAUUAACUUAAGAAGUUGUGUAAUUCUUGUUCUGUAGUA
Panicum hallii is the source of this 1342-nucleotide messenger RNA. RefSeq names its product very-long-chain 3-oxoacyl-CoA reductase 1. The record is from RefSeq and is a predicted model, not a curated record. The transcript has 3 exons. Gene Ontology annotation, molecular function: ketoreductase activity. Gene Ontology annotation, cellular component: endoplasmic reticulum. NCBI's taxonomy places the organism in Eukaryota, Viridiplantae, Streptophyta, Magnoliopsida, Poales, Poaceae. The coding region runs from base 101 to 1081 and encodes 326 amino acids.